CCUAGACUGAACCGAUGUAGUAUAAGGUUCACAGUAUAAAAAUGCUGUGUUUUUCACUGGUUACCCGUGGUCUAACUAGAUCUGACUGCUCCGAGUCGCACCGACAGCCGUCAGAUGCGAGGCUUAGUAUGGAAUGGCAUUCACCGCCCACGUUUUGUAACAGCCUCCUUUCGCUAUAUAUCAGCGGGUCUUGGAUGCUGCGAAGCCUUGGCUCUCACAUCGCACCCAUCCUCCAUCGAAAGCUCAUCUAGUCUCUAAAUAUGGGAUCAGUUACAGCUGCUGACGUGCCCCUGGAACUCCACAGCAGGAUACUUACAUCUCUGAACCUGCAGGAGCACAUUCGCGAUAAGCACAAUUUAGAAACUCAAAGGCGGCAGCUCGCGCAGCUCUCUACCGUCUGCAGGCACUGGGCGUAUUUGUGCAGACCCCUCAUCUUCGCGUGUCUCAUGCAUGACAGCCGGCAGAAGGUCGAUCGACUGGUCCGGUUGCUGAAUGCCCCCAGUCGCGCGCUCUACCCGAGCCUUCAGCAAUGCCUUCUCACCAGCGGUAUCGACUUCGUGGAGUUCAGCGAUACCUGGACAGGUUUCUGGGUCCGCUUAAUGUCGAAGAAGUUGCCGUAUCACGGCGGCGUCCGCGAUUUACACUGCGUCCUUACAAACACGUCGGUUCCACCUUCUGCCGCGAGCCCUCGAUCGAGGGAAGGAUACGCACCGCGGUCUUGGUCCACCGGCCUUCCUCGCACGCUUCCUCCGGGCCUCAUCCGCAUGCCCCAUCUCUACCUCUCGGCGUUGAAAUUUCGAUGUGCUGACGACUUCCUGUCCCUCCUCGAGGGUAUACGCCAUCUCGAAAAAGUGUCGUGCAAGCGCGUCACAUUCGCUGAGCAAAGCAUAGCAACACCUCCUACACGUCCAGUGCGCCGCCCCAGGAACUCUACACCGUACACUAUCCUCGCCUCAGGGUGGGAGACAGCCGACGAGGACCUUCACCUUGCCAUGACGGCGCUGCAGUACAGCCCGCGGCACGGCGCGCCUGGGCAGCGCUUGGGCGAGGAGACCUGGUCCCUCGUGCGCGACCUCUUCAAGUCGCUCAUGAGCUUCUUCUGGGGCAGAGACGACUGGGUGCGCCUGCGCACGAUCCCAGAGUUCAGGGGAUCUUUCAGCACUCUGGACGCCGACUUCGCCGCCACUCAUUCUCCGCCGUCCCACAGUGUCCGAGUAGUAUGGACAGCCGACGAACCCGAUCCCACUGCACCGCCCGCCCCCGGCCCCUCCGCACGUGUCCACUUGAUCAAGGCCACUUUCUACGGGCAGAAUGUCCCUGUAGAUGGUCCGUACGGCCUCGGAUUCUCCAUGGAGGGCCUGUCCUGGACGGCGUUCGAGAACGCCGCGCUCGCGCUGGACGUGCAGGGUGGGGUGCACAUCUGGGUCAUCUCCAACCCGCAGGGGUUCACUGUGCUGCUGGACAUGUUGGAAAGCGAUGGCGGGCAUGGUAGACUCUCGCGGCUGCAUGAAAAGGGGAAGCUCAGCCUCGCUUUCGACUUCGUCCCCACCGGGGUGGGCCUGUCCACGGCGAGUGUAACCCUCGCCCAGCUUUCCGCCAUGCCGGCGGAGCACUUUGUUGACGGUUGCACGGUCGCUUUAGGACUUCGCGAACGUUUCGACUUAUGGCAGCGCGGGUACGAUCUGGAAGGUCAGCGGUUGGGUGAUGAGAGGGCGGAGGCUGCAGCUCAGGUUUAUCUACGCGAAAUGCUCGCCAAAAAUGGGGAUUCUAGUCAACAAAGGGGGAGUCCUAAUACCUAGCUAGCUCAGUGUGUAUAUGCUCCGAGGGCAACAUUGCAGUCCGUGAAGUCGCUUUCAGCCAAUCUCUGAAUAUUAUGACAAUUGUAUCUAUUGCACCACGAAAGAUAAACACCUAGACAGACCCAGCACCCAGAUAAACCCGUCCAUGAGACCCUAAAGACCUGAGGAUAUCUGAUCCUUCCCUAUUACUUAGCUAAGUCUGCAACAUCUUCGUAUGCUUACACAAUAGCACCCAAUCUCAGCAUCAAAUCUCUGCUACAACCCUGUUCCACAGGCCUUCCGAAAGCGUCGUUUGGAUGUGUAGAUAAAACCUCCUUGGCAGAUUGUACACCACAAGCGCCAACAAAUGUAACACUCUCGAGUGCCGAACAUUUGUCCAGAGCCCUCGUGAGUGAGGCGGGCGUCUUGCCGUUCGACCAGGCGUCGAAAAUGGGCGGGGUGAGGAUGAGACGCAGACGACGCAGGGAUACAGAGACAUCAGAGACUACCGCAGCGCAGACGGCAUCAAGGGCAGUCUGGCGGU
Messenger RNA from Phanerochaete carnosa HHB-10118-sp, 2322 nucleotides. RefSeq lists its product as uncharacterized. Lineage: Eukaryota; Fungi; Basidiomycota; Agaricomycetes; Polyporales; Phanerochaetaceae. The transcript has a single exon. The coding region runs from base 261 to 1799 and encodes 512 amino acids. The record is from RefSeq and is a predicted model, not a curated record.